AUGCCAUUCCCCAAAGAAUGGAAAAUGAAGCCGGUUCCUUGGAUGCCCGGUGCCGUUCCCGAUCUUAAGAUUUGGGUACGGGCCCUGGCUUCGACCUCUACAUACGCCGAACGUUCGUGGCCUGGCAGAGAUGCGGUUUUGAGGCCCCUGCCCGGCGAGGAAGAAGCCUCGGGCCCGGUUUCUAAACCGGAGAAGGGAAAUAAGAGAAAAAGGGCCUCUAUUUCUGAAAAUCCAAAACCAAAGGCAAGGUCGACUCGUAAGUCGAGGAAGAAUACCAUUUCUUUCUUAGAAUCGGUUCAACGUCUAAGGAAUGAAGAUGAGGAAGAAGAAGAAGACGGGUCCGUACUGGUGGCUCGAGCGAAGAAGACCACUGAUGUUCUACAGGCAGCUGGAUCGAUGGUGGCCGUAGAAGCUCAUCGAGAAGCAUGUUCUCGAUCCCGAGCUGAGCUGCGUCAAUACGAGGCCGAUCUCCAACGGGCCACGGAGGAGAGGAAGGCCCUUAAACUCCUCUUAGCCGAAAGUCAACUUCAAAGUCUGAAGGAGAAAAGCUUGGUUCAAGCAAGGAAAACAGAGGAGCUCGAGGCUCGGUUGGCUUCUGAACUUGCCAAGGCUGAAAAGACAAAGGCCGAUGUAGACGCAUUUGUGGCUGUUUAUCGGGCCGAUGCUGAAGCCGCUCAGUCAUAUAUCCAUGCUCGAGGCUUCGAUCUUACUGAAGAGAUAACAAAGGCAAAAGAGAUUAAAGCCGAUGCUGGGGCCUUGGCCUCCGAUGAUGAUGAUGACGAUGAUGAUGAUGAUGACGGUGAUGGGAGCAAGAACGGAUCUCAGAGUGGGGAGGAGCCCGAUGGAGAAAAGACUGCUCCCGUAGAUAAUUAUGGUUUUUCGUUUUUUGAUCUUUUCAUGUAA
Molecule: messenger RNA, 903 nt
Organism: Nicotiana tabacum (common tobacco)
Lineage: Eukaryota; Viridiplantae; Streptophyta; Magnoliopsida; Solanales; Solanaceae
Source: RefSeq, a predicted model, not a curated record